UAUUAAAGCAGGCUGCUCUGCAGCAUUUCUGAACUGGUGCAGUGCCGGUUCAUCUCCACUAAUGGUGUGCAGAACAAGGGGGACUUAGAGAACAACUUGAACCAACAAAUCAACAUUAACAUAAUUUAAAAACUAAACAAAAAAAUCCUACAUCAUGAGCUUUGAACCUUUCAUCUCUUCCACACUCUCCCGACGAUGGGAUGACUCCCCCAACACCUACCGGCUUUCCCGGGGACCCCUCUCUUCUUCCAGGUUGUUGGGGCACUCGCAGCCUUUUCACCGCUGGGAGAAGACUGACCUAAAUCAUGUCAGUGUAGUGAAUGCCGAGCUGCUGGAUCUUCGAGGCCAAGAAAGAGAGCAGCUGGUAGGUCUGAACAACCGCUUUGCAUCCUACAUUGAGAAGGUGCGACAUCUCGAGCACCAAAACCGGGCGCUGCUGCUGCAGCUCGAGGCCCUACGGCGCAGGCAAAGUAAACCGUCCCGCAUGCAGCAGCUUUAUGUCCAAGAGGUGCGGGGCCUCAGGGAGCAGCUGCACCAGGCCGUCCAGAAUAAAGCGUGCAUGGAAGCGCAGAGGGAGCAGGUACGGGAGAUGCAUGCACAGCUGCACCAGCGAUGGGAGGAAGAGGCGCAGCGGCGUAGUCAGGCAGAGGAAGACCUGCAGACGUUGAAGGAGGAAGCGGGGAGGAUAGUGCUGGACAGCUGUGAUGCAGAGGCCAGCGUGGUCUCCCUGGUGCAGGAGCUGAUGUUCCUGAAACAGGUGUUUGCAGAGGAGCAGGAGGGCUUGAGGGUCCAGCUACAGGUCGCCAGCCUCAGCGUGGAGCUGGACACAAGUAGACCAGACCUGUCAGCUGCUCUGAGAGAGAUCCGAGCACAGUACGAGAACAUGGCCGGACACAACAUGCAGGCGGCCGAGGCCUGGUACAAGGGCAAGGUGGCCAGCGUGGUGGAGCUGACAGAUAAGCAGGAGGAGGCUGUGCGCUUGGUGCGUGAGGAGACAGCAGAGUACAGACGGCUGCUGCAGUCUCGCUCAGCUGAGGUCGAAGCACUGAGGAACGUCAUCGAUUCGCUGAACUCACAACUGGGUGAACUAGAGGAGACGCAGGGCAGUGAAGUUACGAAGUACCAGGGGAAGAUCAGUGAUCUGGAGAGGGAUAUUUCUGAUGCCAAAGAGGAAAUGUCACGCUAUUUGAGGGAGUAUCAAGAUCUGCUUAACGUGAAGAUGGCAUUGGAUGUUGAGAUUGCUGCUUACAGGAAACUCCUGGAGGGAGAAGAACUUCGAUUUACAUAUUCCACCAUCCCAGCCCUUGCUUAAAACCCCAGAGAAACCCUGUGAUCUCUAACAUCACACACAAUCCUCCCAUUUCUGAUCAUUACAUCUACAAUCCUAAAGUACUAAUGUUUACUCAUCUCACAUAAAUCUAUUUUUCCAAAAUCAUCCUACUAACCCUAAACCACCACAGCACCAAACUCUAUGUGCCAAAUCCACAGCCCUAUACAUUUUCCCUCAACCCUCAUUCUUUAAAUCUCUAAAAGGUAACAUGAAAUCGCUUUAAAGACAAACGCGCCCUUGUGUCACACAAGAGGUCCACUGGAAGAGGUCCCCCUUCUUCUAUACACUCUAGAGUUCAAACAUGGAGACAUUACUGAAGGAAGCACUCACUCAACUAGAGCUCAGUGUCAUGUCUGCAGAUUCUCAUGGUUCAGUAGAUUGUGCUGCAAAUAAUUCCAUGCCAAAUUGUUUGUCUGAAUUCCGUCAGCCAUUAAGCGUAUAAUUAGCUGGAGAUCCCCUGUGUGCAGACUUUUAACCAAUUGUUUGUGGAGGUGGAUUGUUCAAUCUAAUCUUGCUUUGGGUGCUCGGCAGUAAAUUUCUUAACUGGGCUUAAGGCCAAGAAUCGGCCAACAUGAUACUGUCCAUCUGACCAUCUGUAGUUCUUCAACUUGUCAACGAAAAGUGCAACAGUCGUUCGUUUAUAGAAUGUUUUAUUGAUUUAAAUUUAACGAAGAUGUACUUUAUUUGCUCUGUGUCUGUUUCUGGUUCGUAUGUUCAAAUCGUAUGUUUAAUUGGAGAGUGAUUUAUUUUGGCAUAGUUUUACAAUUCUGUGUGAUAAAAGCAGGAAUGUAAUUUUGAAGUAGAAGAACAACUACAACUAGUGUUUAUAGUGAUUUGUGGUAAAAAUGUCAUGUUCUCAUUUAAAUAUGUUACGUUUUCUGUUUAAGUGUCCUAGAAUUUUGAGUCAUUCUGAAAGUAAACAAGAAACCGAGUCUGUCCAUCACGGCAGUCUCUGAAUUUAUUGGUGCUGUGUGCACCUAAAUACAUGCUAAAUAAAUAAAUAUAACUUUAACUCU
Messenger RNA from Triplophysa dalaica, 2346 nucleotides. RefSeq lists its product as uncharacterized. Gene Ontology annotation, biological process: neurofilament bundle assembly. Gene Ontology annotation, cellular component: intermediate filament; postsynaptic intermediate filament cytoskeleton; cytoplasm. The record is from RefSeq and is a predicted model, not a curated record. NCBI's taxonomy places the organism in Eukaryota, Metazoa, Chordata, Actinopteri, Cypriniformes, Nemacheilidae. Gene Ontology annotation, molecular function: structural constituent of postsynaptic intermediate filament cytoskeleton.